This is a messenger RNA of Macrosiphum euphorbiae (potato aphid), 696 nucleotides long. The record is from the annotation of a GenBank genome assembly. Lineage: Eukaryota; Metazoa; Arthropoda; Insecta; Hemiptera; Aphididae.
AUGGCGCUGAUCGUGCCGGAAGAAUCGCAACGGCCGUACCGGUUUGGCAUGACGCUGGUGUGCAUCGGCGCCCUGUUCAACUGGCUCGGGCUGGCCGACCACCACACGAAACCCGUGCCGGCUGUCCGGUACAUUGGAGUCGGCCUGGUCGCCUCGGGGGCAGUGCUCAUAUGCAUGGCCAUGUGCUUCUGGAUGAACAGCGUGCGAGACGACGAAGACGACGAGUCGAUAGACCACAUCCACGUGAUAUCACUGGACCCACCGGUGCGGCUGGAUGAGAAGCCGCCGGACUACGCUUCGGUGGUGGACGUGCCGCCGCCCAGUUACGAUGACGCGAUCAAGUUGGAUCCGCAGCGACUGAUGGACAGCAGUGGCCACCGGGCGGCGAGGGACACCUGUUCCAUAACCGUGGUGCCUCCAGACGAGUGCGACAAAACGUCGUCCCCUAACGAGGUCACGGUGCCGGUCGUCGACACUACAACUGCAUCGCAGCCGACGACCAAGCUGGCGCAGGCCAUCCGAAAGAGCAUACGCGACAUACGCAAGCAACUGACGAACACGGUGAGCGACGGGGCGGUGGACGUGGAGCAACAGCAACAGAGCGGUUCCGCGGUCCAUAGCAGUGACGCCGCGUCGGCCGCUCUCCGCAAGUCCGACGCUCAGAUCGUGGCCACCAACGCGGCAACAACCGACUAG